This is a messenger RNA of Hyaena hyaena (striped hyena), 1455 nucleotides long. It is a transcript of the gene BOK, whose product is annotated as BCL2 family apoptosis regulator BOK. NCBI's taxonomy places the organism in Eukaryota, Metazoa, Chordata, Mammalia, Carnivora, Hyaenidae. Gene Ontology annotation, biological process: regulation of apoptotic process; extrinsic apoptotic signaling pathway in absence of ligand; intrinsic apoptotic signaling pathway in response to DNA damage. Gene Ontology annotation, cellular component: mitochondrial outer membrane. The record is from RefSeq and is a predicted model, not a curated record. The transcript has 5 exons. The coding region runs from base 164 to 805 and encodes 213 amino acids. Gene Ontology annotation, molecular function: protein heterodimerization activity; protein homodimerization activity.
GCCUCGCCUCCCGCGGGCGGAGAGCCGCGCCGAGCGCCCCCGGGAGCGCGGACCCGCCGCUGCGGCCGGCGGACCCCGAGGCCAGAGCCCGCGCCCCGGCCCCGCGCCCGCGCCCGCGCCAUGCCGCGCGGGAGGUGGCGCGCCCCCGGCCCGCGUCCCCGCCAUGGAGGUGCUGCGGCGCUCCUCCGUCUUCGCCGCCGAGAUCAUGGACGCCUUUGACCGCUCGCCCACCGACAAGGAGCUGGUGGCCCAGGCCAAGGCGCUCGGCCGCGAGUUCGUGCACGCGCGGCUGCUGCGCGCCGGCCUCGCCUGGAACGCGCCCGACCGGGCCGCCGCCGCGCCCGGAGGCCGCCUGGCCGAGGUGUGCGCGGUCCUGCUGCGCCUGGGGGACGAGCUGGAGCUGAUCCGGCCCAGCGUCUACCGCAACGUGGCCCGUCAGCUGAACAUCUCCCUGCAGUCCGAGACCGUGGUGACCGACGCCUUCCUGGCUGUGGCAGCUCAAAUCUUCUCUGCAGGCAUCACGUGGGGCAAGGUGGCGUCCCUGUACUCGGUGGCAGCGGGGCUGGCCGUGGACUGUGUGCGGCAGGCCCAGCCCGCCAUGGUCCACGCUCUUGUCGACUGCCUCGGGGAGUUUGUGCGCAAGACCCUGGCGCCCUGGCUGCGAAGGCGCGGCGGAUGGACCGAUGUCCUCAAGUGUGUGGUCAGCACGGAGCCCGGCUUCCGCUCACACUGGCUCGUGGCCGCGCUCUGCAGCUUCGGCCGCUUCCUGAAGGCCGCCUUCUUUGUGCUGUUGCCAGAGAGAUGAGCUGCAGGCUCGGGCACAGGCCGAAGCCAGGCCCUCCGACCCAGGAGGCCCCCGGGCCCCGGGAGCGUCACCGUCUUCCUCAACCAGGCUGGGAACGGUCCGAUCCUCAGAGCCCCGCCUUGGUGCGGGAGGCCUUGCCCUGAGCCCCGUCCAUUACCCUGGCCCCUAGAAGGGGAGGCGGGGGCGUCCCUGGCCUGGAGCUGGGCUUCUGCGCCUUCCCCUGGGACCCCUGCUUGUCCGCUUCCAUCUGGAGCCACAAAGUCAGGGUCACCUCCCAGGUCCAAAGGGAAGGGAGCUGGGAGCGCCAGGCUCUCCCUCGAUGGGUGGGUCCCGUCUGUGAAGGUCGGCCGUGCCAGGACACGAGCGGGGCAGUGGGCCCUGUACACGCAGUCACGGGAAACCCGGGCCUGGCCCAGGCCGGACGAGCCAUGGGGUCUGACUGACCUCGUGAACGGGGCAGAAGGCUCAUGGGCUGGUUGCUUAAUCCGUUUCUGGAGGGAGCGCGUGUCUCCCUCCCCUGGCAGGGUCCCCGUGUGGUGGGGACCAGGGGUGUGGGCUCCAAGCCGGCAGGCCUGACCUGAAAGCCCAGGAGCCCAUGGGGAAGAAGGCUGUGUGUGUGUCCAAUCCCAAUAAAGUUUCAUGGCAACGGA